AGCGGCCCGAGGAGGCGGGGACGCUGCGACGGCGGCAGAAAGGCCCCGGGGCCCCGGAGCUCCGCGAGCUCAGUGCGCCCUUGGCCGGCUCCGCGCCUCCGCCGCAGCCCGGGAGAGCCCCGGGGACCCCGCGGCCAGCGCUACCCCGCCCCGCCCCCGCCGGCUUGGCGGCCGCGGCGCAGGCGUGUGCAGGAGCGGGCAGCGCGGAGCUCCCGGCCGGCCGAGCGUCGCCGCCCGCCCAGCCCUUCUCGCGCCCAAGUCGCCGAGCCCCGCCCGGACGGCCCAGACACCAUGCGGAGGGUAGAACGUCAUGACAUGAAUACCUUAAGCCUGCCCCUGAACAUACGCCGAGGGGGGUCAGACACCAACCUCAACUUUGAUGUCCCGGAUGGCAUCCUGGACUUCCACAAGGUCAAACUCACUGCAGACAGCCUGAAGCAAAAAAUUCUAAAGGUAACAGAGCAGAUAAAAAUUGAGCAAACAUCGCGCGAUGGGAAUGUUGCGGAGUAUCUGAAACUAGUGAACAACGCGGACAAGCAGCAGGCGGGACGUAUCAAGCAAGUCUUUGAGAAGAAGAAUCAGAAAUCAGCUCACUCCAUCGCCCAGCUGCAGAAGAAGUUAGAGCAGUAUCAUCGAAAGCUCAGAGAGAUCGAGCAGAAUGGAGCCUCCAGGAGCUCAAAGGACAUUUCCAAAGACCACCUGAAGGAUAUACAUCGCUCUUUGAAAGAUGCCCACGUGAAAUCUCGAACUGCCCCCCAUUGCAUGGAGAGCAGCAAAUCGGGCAUGCCAGGGGUCUCACUUACUCCACCUGUGUUUGUUUUCAAUAAGUCCAGAGAGUUUGCCAACCUGAUCCGGAAUAAGUUUGGCAGCGCCGACAACAUUGCUCACUUGAAAAAUUCCUUAGAGGAGUUUAGGCCAGAGGCGAGUGCCAGGGCCUACGGGGGCAGCGCUACCAUCGUGAACAAACCCAAGUAUGGCAGUGAUGAUGAAUGUUCGAGUGGCACGUCAGGCUCGGCCGACAGUAACGGAAACCAGUCGUUUGGGGCUGGUGGAGCCAGCACACUGGACAGCCAGGGGAAGCUCGCCGUGAUCCUGGAGGAACUGAGGGAGAUCAAGGAUACCCAAGCUCAGCUGGCUGAGGACAUCGAGGCACUGAAGGUGCAGUUUAAGAGAGAAUAUGGUUUUAUUUCUCAGACCCUGCAAGAGGAAAGAUACAGGUAUGAGCGACUGGAGGACCAGCUGCAUGACCUGACGGACCUACAUCAGCAUGAGACAGCCAACCUGAAGCAGGAGCUGGCCAGCAUUGAGGAGAAGGUGGCCUACCAGGCCUACGAGCGCUCACGGGACAUCCAGGAAGCCUUGGAAUCCUGCCAGACUCGCAUUUCUAAGCUGGAGCUCCACCAGCAAGAGCAGCAAGCUCUGCAGACAGACACCGUGAAUGCUAAAGUUCUCCUGGGGAGGUGCAUCAACGUGAUCCUGGCCUUCAUGACUGUCAUCUUAGUGUGUGUGUCCACCAUCGCGAAGUUCGUCUCACCCAUGAUGAAGAGUCGCUGCCACAUUCUUGGCACCUUCUUUGCCGUGACUCUUCUUGCUAUAUUUUGUAAAAACUGGGACCAUAUCCUGUGUGCCAUAGAAAGGAUGAUAAUACCAAGAUGAAGCCACUGGUUCCUGCCUUCAAGUUCUUUCAAGUUUUAUUUUAAAGAAAACUCUGUGCAUACUACCAAAUUUUACAGUGAAUGAUUGUGCGGACUCGUGUGUAAGAAAAACUAGGGCUGUGUGGUGUAAAUAACUACAAUUCUCUUAACUCGGUAGCAGUUGCCAACUCAGUCCUUGUACUUCGUUAACACGAAUCUGUUUCAGAGCUCUCCUACCUUGCUCACUGCCUUAAUCAGACCGAUUUCCUGCCCACCUGACCAGCCCAGCGUGGUAAACCUCUGUAUAUUGAGACCUUGGCAUAAUUGGUGAUCCAGAAGAAAGAGGUCUCUCUCCUAAGCCACUGUCAGAAUUGAGCUUCACAAUUGCUAAUGGUUGUUUUCUGUGAGUCCUAUAUAAAGCAAGGAUAUGCAUGAUUCAGGGAAUGAAGAAUCACAGGCUUGGGCAGUGUUAAACACUGUGGCCUAUGGUCCCCGUGUGAUCCACCCUGCUUGUCUCCAGGGGACCAUAGGUCCCGUCAUGUACUCAGUGUCCACAGCAGUCAGUCGUGUAUGACCCUGUAACGUGGAAAUCUUAUCACACACCUGUUAUCCAACAAGUCUACCUGAGGGGUUUUGUUACACUUUAAAUGGGAAGGCAUAGGGAUUUAUGAAUGGGGCUUUCACCUUCUCAUACCCAGGCAACCAACACCUGAUUUUGUCUCAACUGGCUAGCAAAUGCCCAGCCUUCAGAGUGUGCAGGAAUGUUUUCAAAUCCUUCAUCAGACUGUGACUUUAACAUUAAUUUGGAAUCCUGUGAGCACUACUCUGAAGGUUUGUGUUUUGGCAAGUCUUUUUUCUUUUUUGAGACAGGGCUCUGCUAAAUAUUGCUCAGGCUGGUUGCAAACUCCUUGCUUCAAGGGAUCCUCCCACCUCAGCCUCCCAAGCAGCCGGGACUGCAGGCACAAGCCACCAUGCCUGGCUGUUUUUUGGCAAAUCUUGAUUGUGAUAAGCCCCCCUGGAGGAUAUGAUUCACUUUAUGUGAUUCAUCUUAUUCACAGGUCUGUGAGGGACUGCAAAGCUUACUCAGGAAAUGAAAACAAAUGAUGGUCAUGUUGCAGUUUUUUCUUUGAAGGACAACCGAACCAUAGCCUCUAAAGUUAAAGUGCACUGAGGUGUCGGAACGCUGAAAGCAUGAGGAAACGAGGACGUAGGGUGUGACUGAAUGGUGGCUAGAUUAGUGGGAGCAAUUCACCUGGAUGAAGAUUGAGAGCAUCGUCUUUGAGAAGUGAAAGGCUAGCAAGAAUAAAAUAAAUUAAGUCCAGUGUUUGAACCAAGGUUGCCACCUGUCUCUUAACAUCUCACUGAACAUAAGUCCUGAGGUAUUAGGACGACCAUACUGCCUCUGAGCUGAAAACAUUCAAAAGUUCACAUCCCUGUUUGGGGGAUACCAUUCACCACCUUCAGCCCAGAUGAUACUUUCCUUUAAAUCUGUGUCUCUGUGUGUAUAACAAAGAGGAAGAUGGAAACAAUGUUCAUGGAAACUGCUGUUGAGCCCCUUGUCCCACCACUCCCGCCAUCUGCUGCAGGCAGGAAGGCAUGUGAGUGUACAUUUUCUUCCAGAAGACAUCAGGUCCCCUGGAUUCAAAUUAAGUGCAAUAUUUUGCAAACAGCUCUUCUUAGGGAAAUCUCCUGAAGGAAAAAAAUGUGACAGGAUGUUCCAUAGUCUGAGAGAAUGGAAUCAUUGAGCAUUUAGUACAAGUCCAGUGUGUGUGAGUGGGACUUAGGCAGCUCAAGCUUGCUUUUUUUUUUAAGCGUACAAUUGAGUGGUUUUAGUAAAUUCACAAACUUGUUCAACCAUCACCACUAUCUAAUUCCAGACUCACGCUUUUUUAAACAAUAAAUGUCAUUUCAUGAAAUCUUUGGUGAUAAAGUAUUUUGGAUUCAGAGAAGAGCUCCCUUACCAGUCCCACCCUGAUCUCAUGGCUGUCUCUCCUUUCAUUGUCAGACUCCCCCUGGUCUACCGCGUUGAUGUGUACACACUGAUCUUUCAAGUCUAGGAGACAGAUAAGGAGGCCAGGUGAAAGGCAGGGAGGCAGAGAGAAUGUUGUGCUUCCUUUAGCUUUUGUAUUUCGAUGGCCAGCAUUAUCCUUUACCUGUGGGCAUCAGACUCAGCGUGGGCUGAGUGCUGAGUGUAACUUACACUCCUAAAUCAAGCUGGGGCCUGGGUGGGCCCCUCUUGGUAUCUGUGAAUCUUUCCAAGCACCACUUCGGACACACCAGGGAUUGAGUGCUGCUGUUAGUUUAGAGAAGGAGAGAUGUCUAACCCUUGAGGUGAAGGGCUCUGGGAGGGUCCAAGAAGACGUAGGCUUCUUUUUCACACCAGCCCACACCAUUCCAGUGCUCAGCCUAGCAAAUGUGCUUUAACGCACACUUCUCAGACCUGUGAUCCGUGUAUCUUCUCCCCAGUGACAGAAGUAGAGAAGAGAAUGAAAAGCAGCACACUCCGUCCCCUCUAGUCUGGAGCUGUUAACAGAAUCUGCUAGAAACUAGCUUUAUUCUAACAUACCGUAGGAUCUAAAUCCUCCUACCUGGAUCAUGAAUUCCUUUGAAAUAAUUCAUAUUUUCAUUGACUCUCACUAAAUGUCAAAUAACCUUGUUUUCACUUGGAUAGGCUCAACCUACCUGGCAUAUUUAUUUCGCAGUCUUGUUGAAAGUUCAUGAAACUUUGUACUUUUUAAUAAGAUGAUACACUCGAAGGAAACUUUUAAUCUCUGCAGUUUAUUCUCUCUUAAGGAAUAAACACUCCCACUGUUUGUUCUCUUCAAUGUGUAAGGAGAUUAAAUGACAUUUUAGAAAUAUUACAAUUAAAAAUAGUGAUGUAGCUGUAACA
This is a messenger RNA of Pan troglodytes (chimpanzee), 4524 nucleotides long. RefSeq names its product transmembrane and coiled-coil domain family 3 (gene TMCC3). The coding region runs from base 292 to 1656 and encodes 454 amino acids. The transcript has 4 exons. NCBI's taxonomy places the organism in Eukaryota, Metazoa, Chordata, Mammalia, Primates, Hominidae. The record is from RefSeq and is a predicted model, not a curated record. Gene Ontology annotation, cellular component: endomembrane system.